UCCAUCUUGUUCCCAGGGGCAGUUGGCGGAAGAGAUCGUGGUCCCUGGUCGCCUGCUUGCCUUGUUCCGGGAGUUGCUCUGGCCCGUGUCCCAGUUCCCAGCUUCGGCGUGGGGUUCCCUCUUCCAGUCCCCCCGCACCCCGCCUUGGCCGAGGCGGAACAGCGAGGGGGCCCCCCGCUCUUGCCGUCGGCGUUCCAUGGAGUAGGAUCCCGGACCGUUGUGCCGAGCGAGAGCGACAGGCCGAGCUUCUCCGCGCCCCCACCCCCUCCUCCCCCUCCCUUCCUGCUGCUCCUUCCUGCCCUCCCCCCCGCCUUCCGCCGCAACAUGGCGAACAACAGCCCGGCGCUGACAGGCAGCAACUCGCAGCCGCCGCCGCAGCACCAGGCGGCCGCGGCCGCGGCCCAGCAGCAGCAGCAGUGCGGCGGCGGCGGUGGCGGCGCCAUUAAGCCCGCAGCCUCGGGCAAGCAGGGGAACGUGCUGCCGCUGUGGGGCAACGAGAAGACCAUGAACCUCAACCCCAUGAUCCUGACCAACAUCCUGUCGUCGCCCUACUUCAAGGUGCAGCUCUACGAGCUCAAGACCUACCACGAGGUGGUGGACGAGAUCUACUUCAAGGUCACACAUGUUGAGCCGUGGGAAAAAGGAAGCAGAAAAACAGCAGGCCAGACAGGGAUGUGCGGAGGGGUUCGAGGUGUUGGAACAGGAGGAAUUGUUUCUACAGCUUUUUGCCUGUUAUACAAGUUAUUUACUUUGAAACUCACUCGCAAGCAAGUGAUGGGUCUCAUAACACAUACAGAUUCUCCAUAUAUUAGGGCCCUUGGAUUUAUGUAUAUAAGGUACACACAGCCCCCAACAGAUCUCUGGGACUGGUUUGAAUCCUUCCUUGAUGAUGAAGAGGACCUGGAUGUGAAAGCUGGCGGAGGCUGUGUAAUGACCAUUGGGGAAAUGCUUCGUUCUUUUCUCACCAAAUUAGAGUGGUUUUCUACCUUAUUUCCAAGAAUUCCUGUUCCAGUUCAGAAAAAUAUUGAUCAACAAAUUAAAACAAGACCUAGAAAAAUCAAGAAGGACGGGAAGGAAGGAAUUGAAGAAAUAGACCGCCAUACUGAACGAAGACGUUCAAGGUCACCAAGAAGGUCAUUGAGCCCAAGAAGAUCCCCAAGAAGAUCCAGAAGUAGAAGCCAUCAUCGAGAAGGUCAUGGUUCUUCUAGUUUUGACAGAGAAUUAGAAAGAGAGAAGGAACGGCAGCGACUAGAACGUGAGGCCAAGGAGAGGGAAAAAGAAAGGCGAAGAUCCCGAAGCAUUGAUCGUGGGCUAGAACGCAGGCGGAGCAGGAGUAGGGAAAGGCACAGAAGUCGGAGUCGGAGUCGUGACAGAAAGGGAGAUAGGAGGGACAGAGAUCGUGAAAAAGAGAAUGAGAGAGGCCGGAGAAGAGACCGUGAUUAUGACAAAGAAAGAGGCAAUGAAAGAGAAAAAGAGAGGGAAAGGUCAAGAGAGCGGAGAAGUAGGAGUGAGGUAGAAGAGAAGAAACAUAAGGAGGACAAAGAUGAAAAGAAGCACAGGGAUGACAAAAAAGAUUCCAAAAAAGAGAAAAAACAUAGUAGAAGUAGAAGCAGGGAAAGGAAGCAUCGAAGUAGAAGCCGAAGUAGAAAUACAGGAAAGCGCAGUCGAAGCCGGAGCAAAGAAAAGGCAAGUAAACAUAAAAAUGAGAGUAAAGAAAAAUCAAAUAAACGAAGCAGAAGUGGCAGUCGAGGAAGAACUGGCAGUGUUGAAAAGUCCAGAAAACGGGAACACAGUCCCAGCAAGGAAAAAUCCCGAAAACGUAGCAGAAGCAAAGAGCGUUCUCACAAACGAGAGCACAGUGAUAGCAAGGACCAGUCUGACAAACAGGAUCGCCGGAGGAGCCAGAGUACAGAGCGCGAGAGCCAAGAAAAGCAGCAUAAAAACAAAGAUGAGACUGUGUGAAGUUUUUUGUUUUUUCUUUUUUCUUCUUUUUUGGUUUAUUUUGUAAAAGUGGAUCACAUUGAAUCCUAUAAAUGUUUGAUUAAAUCCUGCUUAUUUUUCUUCCUUAAAGUUGAGAUUGUGCAGUAGUUACGCACUCUUCAACCUCCCUAUAUAUAGGCUGCAGAUUUUCAUUUCCCAUUUUGUGUAGGGAAGUGCCUUUGUAAUCCCAUUUAUUGCAUUGACGUUUCCAUCCAUUUGUUGAGUUUAAGUCAUGAUGCAACGAUUGUUCUUGCAUUUUUAUUGUUUGGUUGUUUCUGAAAUGUACAGUCUGUACAUAUGUCCUGAAAAUGUUUUAAUUCCUUUGGCAUGGUUGCCAUGUUGGUUAAAUUUGUAUAAGGCAAUAAACUGCCACUAAUUCUACUUUGUUUUGUAGAUGUGGGAUUAUGGUUUCUGUACUGAAGUUAGCAUGGCUGUGCUUUGCAUAAUAGGAACUGAAGACUUUCAGGAUGAGUCUUGAAUGUGUAUUAUAACAGAAAUAUUUAUGUGCAUACAGUGUACAUGAAGGCUAGGAUUAACUUUUUUUGUUUGUUGUAUCUUACCUUGGAAAAGCCUUUUAAAAAUGUAUUACAUUUAGAUUCCCGACAAAGCUACCUUUAGUGUGGAUUUUCAAGAGGUUAUCAAUUUCUGAUGCAGGGGGUUUAAGUAAGGCUGCAGUUUAUUCAGUAGUCCCCUUUUAGAGUGGUACCUCAAAGGGACACUGUGAGUAAGCCUGGAAUUUAUUCACCUAGUUUUCUUUUUCUCUUUUUUUUUAAAUUACUUUGAAAAAUGUCAUGUCAUGUAACCAUUUUUUUUUCUUUAAUGCAGUCUCAGAUUUUUUUUUUUAAUAUUGAAGGAAAAAUCAAUGCCAGCAGCCUAGCAUUCUUGCAGCAACCCUACACUAACGUGUAUGAGAUGAGAGGGAGGGACAACCUGGUAAAAAGAAAUAUAUUCAAGCCUCAAGCUUCCAAAGCAUUUUUAUAAAUGGAAAAGUAUUUAAAUUAUGAGAUACCUUGAUAGUGUCCUUUUUUAAAAAAGUCAUAACAUGUUUUUUUAUCAAUACUGACAAUUGCUGUUUGAGUUUGAGAACUUCAUCUAGAAGAGAGAAGUAUUAAAGAUUAAAGUGAUGCUAUAAUGCAUUAUUAAAGAAUCAUCAGUCAGCAAAUUAUUUAACAGGCUGUUCUUAUGACAUGUGUACUGAUUGAGGAGAACCAUCAUGAGUCUGGAAUAAACACUGGAUUAAAUCCUUUAUUCUGGGUGUUGACUUUUCCCCCAUCUGUUUUCACAAAUAUUCAAAUGAGAAUUUUGUUACGGUGGAUCAUUGUAAAACUUAACUGAAGUAAGCAUUUAACUUUCUACAGUUUAGUAACCUUGCACUAACUAGAUAAGGUGGCAAAAGAAUGAGAAGGAAAGCACACCUAUGACUAAAAGUCUGAAAUAUUCUUUGCUAAUGCUACGUAUUAGCUUUUUUAGCCUAUUCACAAGUCCAAAAUAAAGCAAUUGUUGGGGAUAUGACUCACAAUAGGAAGUUGCGUAAUACAUUACUCCUUGACUUUGCUCCUUUCUCCUCCCUCUGUACCCUCCUAGGUUUUUUUUACUGUACACAUGUUUGCUGUCAUCUUGUCCCCACCACCACCAAAAAAAGGUCCAGUUUUUGUUGUUGUUUAGAACCUAGUUUUGUCCCUGGCUUUAAGAAGCCAGAAUGGUCAAGUGGCUGAUUUUUAAAUUACAAAUUGAAAAUUUUUAUGAUUUGACUUGAUAAGCUAUACAUAAAAUUAUAUGAAAAGUGUUUUCUGGAUACAGACACUGGGAAAAUAAAAAGAGACAAAACAUGUGAUUAGGCUGUGUAGUCAAAAAUUACUGUCUGAAUCAGCUAAGUAAGUAUUAAAUUUUUAGAUUGACACCAUCCAACCUUAAAUACAUCCUGUAUCAUUGCUCAUUUGGAAAACAGUAAUAAUUUUCAGUCACAUAUAAUUAAGGAUGAAUAACAGUUUCUUCAAGGUCAUGUCUGACUUGUAUAAAUGUUAAGCUUGUAUAUAGUGUUUUGUACUUGGGUCACAUUAAGCGAUUUUUCUAUGUACUUCGAUUUUAUUGGCUAUAAUGUAACUAGUGCUAUUUUCACUAUGGUAUCUAUAAUGGAAAGAGCACUGAAUCUCACAAAGAAAACCUGCGUUUUAGGCCACUGUGAGACUGAAUAAGUCAAUCAGUCUCUUUGGGCCUCCUUUUCUGAAAAGCAGAUUGGGGAUGUUGGGCCAGAUCUAAGCAGCUUUCCUGCUUUAGCAUUUUGUGUGCGCGUGAGAGUGUGUGUGUGUGUGUGUGUGUGUGUGUAUGUGUGUAUGUAUGUAUGGGUACAGUGAUACAGAAUCAAGUGAUUCAGGCAUUUUGGAUAUCUACCCAAAAAUGUUACUCCAACCAUCUCUCAGCAAAGGUUAGGACUCAAUUUCUAAAAUGAAUGGUAUGAAGGGGGGACGUUAUCAAUUAUUUUAAAGGAUCUGUGGAUCCAAGUUGGGUAUAUGCUGAAUUAAUGUGCUUUCACUGGAGUAAGUAAACUACUGUUUUCAAGCUCCAAAUAAUUUGAAAUAGGUAGAUGGCAAUAUCACCAUUCAAAUAAGCCUGUGGCAUUUUAAUUAAGAAUUUUCUUAAGUUAGGAUCAAUUUUGAGAAGUUUUUUUCCCCCUUGUAGGGCUAGAGUAUAUACCAUUCCACUAGAUUUUAGAAUUCUUUGGGUUGGUGAUUAAAAAAAGGAAUGGGAAAUCUGAAAGAGCAAGGUAGGAAAGCUAUUGUUUCUUGAUGUUAUGAAAGAAAAAUUAUGAGUGAAAUUAAAGGUUUGAAUUAGAUAUUUUUAGCAGCUUGAAAAAACCUACAGUUCUAACCAUUUGAGUUCCAGUAUGAUGUCUUUAGAAUAUGUAAAUUGUCAGGCUAAUUUUGAAGUAUAUGCAUCAACUGUGAAUUAAAAUGCCCAAUAAGAAUAUUGUAGAUAUUCAGUAAUGAUAUUUCUUAACUGUGUAGGUAAAGAUCCAAAGUCUUCAAGGUGUGAGACAAACAAGUAGAAGCCUAUUCUCGGCAUGAAGUUGGGGGGAGGGGGAUGUGGGGAGGACUUAGCAUGUCUAAAUUUUGGUGCUGCUUUUGAAUAUAGUUUUACUUGAUUCAGCAUUGUAGAUCAGUAGAUAACGAAAUGUAAGAUUUAAAUUUGGGGUGAUAAGGACAAGAAGUUGUUCCCACUAGUCUUUGUGUGCUAUUUGCUUUAUUGUAAUUUUAAAAGUCAUAAUUUGUGAACAUUUAUUAGGCGCCUAUUAUGUGCCAGGCAUUGAACCUUCAAUGUUCCAUGAAGGAAAUGAUCCAUUUUUGUCCUGUACGUUUAAAUGAUGCUAGUUAUUACGUAUUGUGUAGUUGCUAUGAUUCAUCUUCUAAGAGUAAGUUUCCAGAAAGACUGGGGAAAGGUAGAGUUGUGAAAGUACCAUUUCAUUUCUCUGUCCUUUUCCUACCUUCUUACUUAGGGGAUUUCUUUCGUAUGACUUAAACAGAACCCAUCUGACAUUUUCAAAUAACUUGUUGCAACUUGAGUUUUUAUUUUUUUGAAAAAUGUUAACCAUGCAAUUAAAUUCCCUUCAUGUGUUAGUGUAUCAAAAUAUUGUCAUAAAGUAAGUAUGUUGAGUAUUGCCUUUUUUAGCCGUAUUUAAGUUUGUGGUUUAGUCCCUGUAAGGGACUUUCUGCAUUGUUUCUCAUUAAAAUUAAAGGGUUUUUCACCUGUGA
Messenger RNA from Trichosurus vulpecula (common brushtail), 5729 nucleotides. RefSeq names its product pre-mRNA processing factor 38B (gene PRPF38B). Lineage: Eukaryota; Metazoa; Chordata; Mammalia; Diprotodontia; Phalangeridae. The coding region runs from base 325 to 1962 and encodes 545 amino acids. The record is from RefSeq and is a predicted model, not a curated record. Gene Ontology annotation, cellular component: precatalytic spliceosome. The transcript is spliced from 6 exons.